This is a messenger RNA of Cucurbita maxima (winter squash), 3370 nucleotides long. Its product is annotated as putative disease resistance protein RGA3. The transcript has a single exon. Bases 67 to 3339 code for a protein of 1090 amino acids. Gene Ontology annotation, biological process: defense response to other organism. The record is from RefSeq and is a predicted model, not a curated record. Lineage: Eukaryota; Viridiplantae; Streptophyta; Magnoliopsida; Cucurbitales; Cucurbitaceae. Gene Ontology annotation, molecular function: ADP binding; protein binding.
UAUGCUUUAUUUUGGUGCACACAAAUCUUCUCGAAUUGCAAGCUUUGAGAAUCCAAGAAGAAAACCAUGGCAGAAUUCCUGUGGACCUUUGCUGUACAAGAAGUGUUGAAGAAGACGGUGAAGCGGGCGGGUGAGCAGGUCGGCAUGGCAUGGGGAUUCAAGGACGAACUCUCGAAAAUGAAGGACUCUUUAGUCAUGGCGCAAGCCAUCGUAAGGGAUGUUGAAAAAAUGAAGGUAGACCUUGACUCCUUAAAGCUAUGGGUGAAGAAGCUUCAAGAUAUCGUCUUCAAAGCCGAUAUUUUACUCGAUGAGCUUGCUUAUGAAGAUGUUCGACGCAAAGUGGAAAUUGGGAAAGAUCGGAUGGUACGCAAUUUCUUUUCAUUCUCCAAAAAUUUCUUUGCUUUUCGUCUCAAAAUGGUAAAUGAAAUUACAACCGUUACUAAAAAGUUGGAUGAGUUAGUUUCUACAAAAUGUCCUUUGGCAUGUGUUGCUACAACAUUUAACGAAACUGAAACUGAUCUUAACCAAGUACGAGAGACGGACUCUUUUCCCGAUGAAAUUGGAGCUAUUGGGAGGGAAAUUGAAGUAUCAAAUAUAGUGGAUAAACUACUCGCUCUUAAGAAUCAAGAAAGUCUGGUUGUUUUAUCCAUCGUUGGUACGGGUGGAUUAGGAAAAACAACUCUUGUGAAGGAAGUUUUCCAUCAUGAUAUGAUAAGGAAGAAUUUCGAUACAACAAUAUGGGUAUGUGUAUCUGAUCAUUUUAAAAUCAACAAAAUUUUGAGAGCAAUCGUGGGAUUCUUGAAUCCAACAUUUGGUGGCUCAGAUGAAAGGGAACUCAUACUUCGGGAGCUCAAAAGCCUGUUGAGGGUCAAAAAAUAUUUUCUUGUGCUCGAUGAUGUUUGGAAUGAGGAACCCGUUUUAUGGAAUGAGUUGAGGGCUUGUUUACUAAAGAUCAGUCAAAAUGUUGGAAAUGCUAUAGUUGUGACUACUCGGAGUGAUAAAGUUGUUGAAAUUAUGAAGACAAAUUACAGACAUCGUUUGAGGCAGUUAUCGGACGAUCAUUGUUGGUCUUUAUUUCAAAAAUGUGCAUUCGGAAGUGAUUUAUCAAUAAUUCCUGAUGUGAUUCGAGAACGACUUGUUAAGAAAUUUGGUGGUAUACCAUUGGUUGUGAAAGUGUUGGGAGGAAUGGUGAAAUCAUGCAAGAAUGACGAUGAGUUGCAAUCGACUUUAGAAAAUCUAGUGAGAAUUGAAUUACGAAAGGAAGAUCUUAUUUUAUCCACAAUCAAAUUAAGCGUGGACCGUCUACCAUCUUCCUCAUUGAAACAAUGUUAUGCGUACUGUUCAAAUUUUCCACCGGACUUUUGUUUCUACAAGGAAGCACUUGUUCAGAUGUGGAUAGCACAAGGGUUUAUUCAACUACCCGAUGGAAGCAAUGUAACGAUGGAGGAUAUUGGAGUGAUGUAUUUCGAUAUUUUGUUGUCUCGUUCCUUGUUUCAAGAUGUUUUUAAGGAUAACAGAGGAAAAAUUAUAUACUGUAAGAUGCAUGAUCAUAUACACGAGGUUGCAUGUUCUAUUUCAAAUAAUCAAAAUUUGAGAAGGCACCUUGUUACGAAUGGAAAAUCAGAAGGUGAUGAAGUUCUUUCCAUCCGUCAAAGAAGAAGAAUAGUUUACUGUUGUGAAAAUGUACACUUUGAUAAUCGGGAUAUGAUCAUCAACUUCAUCUACUUGCGCGUUUUAAUUAUUGAUUAUGGAUUCAUAACUGAAUUGUCAGAUACGAUCGGUAAAUUGAAGCAUUUGAGGUAUCUUGACAUUUCAAAGUCUCGAAUAACUACGCUCCCAAAAUCUAUCGUUUUGCUUUACAAUUUGCAGACUUUGAAGCUUGGAUGUGAUGUAAAACUUCCCGUAAAGUUGAGAAAGUUGGUCAACUUACGGCAUUUGGAAUUUGAUUUUGUUGGUCAACUUACGGCAGUUGGUCAACUUAAGGAAAUGCCUAAACAUUUAAGUCGACUGACUCAACUUCAAACGCUUUCUAUAUUUGUAGUUGGGUUUGAUGAAGGACGUAAGAUUGAGGAGCUUGGACCAUUAAAAGACCUUAAAGGUAAAUUAAGCCUUUUAAAUCUCGAGCAAGUCAAAAGUAAAAAGGAGGCAAAGGCUGCAAAUUUAGUACGGAAGGAAAAUAUUUCUGAUCUACUUUUUGAAUGGAGUGUUGAAAGAGAAGACUAUGGUGACAAUGAUUUGAACGUGUUAAAAGGGCUUCAACCACACGAAAAUCUUCGAGCAUUGAGAAUUCAUAAUUUUGCUGGUGAACUUCUGCCCAACUGUAUUUUUGUUGAAAACUUGGUUGAGCUAAAUCUAGACGGCUGCAAAAAAUGUGAAACUUUACCGACGCUUGGACAGUUAUCCAAACUUGAGGUUCUUAAAAUUAACGAGCUCAGUGCUUUAAAAAGUAUUGGAAGUCAAUUUUAUGGGAAUUAUUACGAUAGCAGAACUUUAUUUCCGAGACUGAAAAGACUUGAUAUUUUGCAAAUGGACAGUUUAGAGCAAUGGGAAGAAGUUGCUGCUUUGACAAAUUCUACGGCUUUUCCUCAUCUCGAAAGCUUAACUAUUUGUUCUUGUCUCAAACUAACGAACAUUCCAAAUAUUUUCACAACUCAUGGUCAGAGGUUGGAAGCUGACACGGUUAAUGCAAGAUUGUUUUCAAGCUUUCAAAGUCCACCAAAGCUUAAAUCUCUAUGCAUUUAUAACUGUACAAGUUUGAUAAAGCUACCAAACUGGUUGGAAUUCUGUAGCUCACUCGUCGAUUUGUGCAUAGGCGACUUUCACAAUGAUAUUUCCCCUUCAAAUUUGCGCCCACCAAAUUUGCAAAAUAUGCCGAACUUGUCAUUGUUAAGACUCGAAAACUUUCAUAACUUGCCCGAAGGGCUCGGUGGUAUUCAUAACUUGAAAACAUUGAUAAUUGAAGGGCCAAUGCAGGAUUAUGAUUGGAGUGGAUUCAUACCCUUCAAUUCACUCGAAGUUCUUGAGUUGCAUGAAAUAAGAACCGUUAAUUUAACACAUCUUCCUCGACAACUUAUGUUCCUCACUAAUUUAAGAUCAUUGUAUAUUAACAAUUUUAAUGGCCUUGAAUCUCUACCAGAAUGGUUGGGAAACGUUACAUCUUUGGAGACAUUAGAGUUAUGUUUGUGCAAAAAUUUGAAAAACUUGUCCUCGAACAAAGCUAUGUCAAAUCUAACCAAAUUGAAUCAUUUGAGAGUGCUUGGAUGUUCUCGGCUUGAAGUUGGUGAAGGUGGCGUUGAACGAGAAAAAGUUUCUCACGUACCCAAUAUCUUUGUACUAUAACACAACUACUUUAUGAUGGUUUCUUUUCUUC